AUGUCUCAAUCUGCUCAAAAAGCCGUUACCCAAAGUGUGAUUCGUCGUUAUUUGAACAAGGAAACGCUAAAAUACGUUUUCACCACGCACUUCUGGGGCCCGGUGUCGAACUUUGGUAUUCCACUAGCUGCGAUUUAUGACUUGAAAAAGGACCCCGAAAUGAUCUCUGGACCAAUGACUACAGCCUUGAUCAUGUAUUCCGGUGUUUUCAUGAAAUUUGCACUCACGGUGCAGCCCAAGAACUUCUUACUAUUCGGCUGUCACGUCGUCAACUCUUUGGCUCAGACGGGCCAGGCAAUGCGGUUUGUAAACUACCAUUAUCUUGGCGGUGCGGAGUCGAAAGCCAAAAAUGAUGCUGUGGCAGAUUCUGCUCCCGCUCCUGCUGUGAAGGAAGAGUGA
This is a messenger RNA of Lachancea lanzarotensis, 399 nucleotides long. It is a transcript of the gene MPC1, whose product is annotated as LALA0S05e05600g1_1. The coding region runs from base 1 to 399 and encodes 132 amino acids. Gene Ontology annotation, biological process: pyruvate import into mitochondria. The transcript has a single exon. The record is from RefSeq and is a predicted model, not a curated record. NCBI's taxonomy places the organism in Eukaryota, Fungi, Ascomycota, Saccharomycetes, Saccharomycetales, Saccharomycetaceae. Gene Ontology annotation, cellular component: mitochondrial inner membrane.